UUUCGGUGGCCAGGGGUGUGUGAAGUCCAGUAGUAUGUCAACAAUGGCUUUGUUUUGUACUUUUGCUCUGCUGGUGUCUAGAAUAGACUGAUUUGUUAUAAACAUCAGUAAGUGUCUCGACUUACUGUAAGAAUCUGUAACAUGUUAUGCGUGGUGAUUUGAUUCAUUGAAGGAUUCUAUUAGUGGUGACUUGUUUGACUGUAGCUAUUUCUAACAAUACUUGAGACCAUCCAUCUAAAAUGCCGGGGAGUGAUAAAAGUGUGCCGGUUAAUUCUUUAAGAUCUACAUCUCCUCUCCGUACCCUGGAAAUGAUGAGAAAUUCUAAUUCGUUUCCACUCUUACAUCAGGUGCUGACCAGGAAAAAGUCUGAACCGAAGACAGGGACAAAAGACAAAAACACAUCCAAGCUUCCAUCUCGAGCAAGUCCACUUAUGGGCAAGAAAUCAAUUCCUCUACCUCAAGAGUCCUCUACUGGAGGGACAUCGGUCAAAUCUGGCGUUGAUGCUCAGCAUGACGAUGGUACAGUUACAGGAGCCAGCUCUGAGGAUCUUGUGAUUGACAAUGGCAGUGAUACUGGUACUGACGAGGUGGACAGCGGAGAGGGCAGCACCAGAACUAAACAGGCUCUGGAAUCUUUGCAGGCCAAAAUACAGAAAACCAAAGAUGCCAUCCGGAAGGAACAGAACACAAAAGAAGCUAUUGUCAAUGAGUACCUACAAAUGGCCUCAGACAAGCAGCCAUCUGCACGUAUCAAGGCUUUGUUUGAGAAGAAAAACCAGAAGUCCGCCAUGAACAUCAUCCAACUCCAGCGGAAGCUAGAAAACUACCAUCACCGCUUGGUGGAUGUUGAGACCCACGGAUACACGGGUCACAAGCAGGCCAAGGAGGUGUUACGUGACGUGGGUCAAGGGUUGAAAGAUGUAGUUGAAGGUGUUAUUGGAGCCAAAGACACUAUUGUUUCCAAGCCCAAAGAGUUUGCACAUUUAAUCAAGAACAAAUUUGGCAGUGCAGACAAUAUAGCACAGCUAAGUAAGUUUUAUGUAGAACUUGAUGACACCAACACAACAGAGACCAACAUAGAGGGGAAGUCUGGGGGAACUUUACCUGCAAGCUUCAAGUACACGAGUGAUGACGAGACUUCUAGUGUGACUUCAGGAUCAGGUCUGAAUGCUACACACGCCUCACCCAGCCACCAGGCACAGCCCCAGGUCAACACGGCUCUACUGGAGCCCUUGAGGAAGGAGAUCCUGGAGGUCAAGGACGCCAACUAUAAAGUGAACGAUGUCUUGCUGAGGUUAACUGAGGAGUUUGAGGAUUAUAAGGUACAAAUGCAAAAUGAAGUCAGCAUGUUACGUUCACAACUGGAAGAUGAAAAGUUCAGAGUUGAAAGGUUAGAAGAGCAGCUGAAUGACCUGACAGAACUCCACCAGCACGAGGUGUUGAACCUGCGGCAGGACCUGACAUCCAUGGAGGAGAAGAUUGAGUACAGGCUUGAUGAGAGGACGACUGAUUUGUCCGAUUUGGUGGACAGUGCCUCAACUAGAAUCUCAAGGCUGGAGCAGCAACAGCAGCAGCAACAGAUCCUGUCUAUGGAGAUGGUGGAGAAUGCAACCUUCAGGACCAUCAUCUCCAAGCUGAUCAAUGUGGUGCUGGCCAUCCUAGCGGUCAUCUUGGUCUUUGUCAGCACUGCUGCAAGAUUCUUAUCUCCCUUUGUUCACUCCACGUCCAGACUGGUGCUGUCUGUUGUAGCCACGGUGCUAGCCUGGCUGAUCUACCGCAACUUCUCCACCAUUGAGUCCACCACCAGCUCUAUAUGGAACUUUUUCUCCUGGCCCUGGAGUUGAUGACAGACUUACAGGAACCCCCACCGUAACAGUAUUUAUGAGAAAUGUCUUGUACAUAGUGUUUUCAGUUCUUCCUCUGGGUGGCGUGGUGUCCUUGUACAGGACAUAAGGUCCUGGCUAGUUGAAGGACAUUUCAUGAGGAGCUGUAUAGGUGAAGGACAUUUCAUGAUGUUCUGUCCAGUUCAAGGAGAGGUGCCUGCUCUAUUCAACUCAAGGACACUGGCCAUAAUUUCAACCAGACCUGGUCACUACUGGCGGAUGUGAGCUGGAUGCGAUGUGUCAACACUGAACUACUAGACAAGGGCUGUAAUGACACGAGGGCUGUGACGACACUACUGACAGAUGAAGGCUGAACACUACUGACAGAUGAGGGCUGGACACUUGAUGCUUUGAUAGAACACAAAUUUGUACUGUAGUAUUGGUAUGACCAGACCUGACAACUCGUCAUGGCAAUACUGCCAAGCUGACAUUGCUGACAACUGCCAACCUGUGAUGGCAGUACUGACAACUGCCAACCUGUGAUGGCAGUACUGACAACUGCCAGGAACAAUGUAGCAGGUUAACACUGAACUUUAAAAAAAAAAAUAAAACCACAUAAAACUGGUUCCUGUUGCUACUGACUCUAAAGCUCAGGGUCGGGCAUGUCUAAAACACCGGCUGUGUCUAGCACUGUGGAAAACAUUUCAACUGAUCCAGAUUUUUUAGUGUCCAUAUUUUUUUUCUGUACAGUAUCAAGGGACAGCACCCUGUAACAAGGGACACAACCCUGAUGUUAGAUGAUGAUCUCUACAGACAUUAGUUUACUGCAUGUACAUGAAUAGACCAUGUUGUAUUAUUAACUGAGAUUUUUGUAAAGUUUUUUUUUUCUUCUACUUUCAACAAUGUGGAUGUAAAAUGAAAUAAACACUGUUUUGUUGUGCCAUGCCUGCUGUAUACCACCUUCCAUUGUUCUGCUUUGGUCACCGGUCAACUGGCUGGCUAUGUGUUAGUAGCUGGUUACAGUGGCAACCAUAAUUAGUCAUUCAAAAAGCUUUUUUAAAAUUUGAAAUGUACCACUUUGAAAUAACGCUUUAGG
This is a messenger RNA of Physella acuta, 2919 nucleotides long. Its product is annotated as transmembrane and coiled-coil domains protein 2. Lineage: Eukaryota; Metazoa; Mollusca; Gastropoda; Physidae. Gene Ontology annotation, cellular component: endomembrane system. The record is from RefSeq and is a predicted model, not a curated record.